This is a messenger RNA of Pundamilia nyererei, 3897 nucleotides long. Its product is annotated as inactive phospholipase C-like protein 2. The transcript is spliced from 12 exons. Gene Ontology annotation, molecular function: phosphatidylinositol-4,5-bisphosphate phospholipase C activity. NCBI's taxonomy places the organism in Eukaryota, Metazoa, Chordata, Actinopteri, Cichliformes, Cichlidae. The record is from RefSeq and is a predicted model, not a curated record. Bases 380 to 3826 code for a protein of 1148 amino acids. Gene Ontology annotation, biological process: gamma-aminobutyric acid signaling pathway; regulation of synaptic transmission, GABAergic; phosphatidylinositol-mediated signaling.
AGGAGAUGGUGGUGGGCGUGGUGGAGAGGUGGGGCGGAGCGGGCCGGCCCAGCUGCAUCUAAAAUUUCCUGAACACAAGCACACAUCCAGCUGUCGGCGAGAUGUGAGAGCUGCAGUCGGCGAAGGUCUGAAGGUGUGUCUGUCACUGCUGUCCCUCCUGUCGCCUUGCCCCUCAGCGCGCGAGCGGCUGUGAGAAAAAGAAAGAGAGCACGAGUGAAACAGAGAGAGAGAGAAGUUUCCGCUGUCUUUAGGCGCACGGUCGCCGAUCGUUCACGUAACACGAUGGCACGGCUGUGUCAGUGUGUAUCGCUGUCGCUGUUGGAAGCUUGGCUGCUUUCAUGAAAGCUAGGAAAACGGAAAAAACCCCGAAAGUGACACCAUGGCAGAAUUUGGAGAAAACAUGAGCGCCGUCGGUCCACCGGUUGCUGGCUGUAAAGCUGCGUCAGGGGGAACCGGAACGAGCCUGGAGACGCACCGAGGAGAGCCUGUGUCGAACGGCAGCUGCAGCGUGCCAAACGCCGGCAAGAAGGUCCAGAACGAUUCCAGCUGCGAGUCUCCGAAGUGGGAGAGCACGGGUCCAGACUCAGCUGCUAAACCAAUCCCUCGACGCAGCAGUCUGAUCAAGGAUGGAUCACGUGCUGGUCGGGAGAAGAAGAAGACGGUGUCCUUCAGCAGCAGUCUGUCAGAGAAAAAGAUCAGCAGUGCUUCUGAUUGCAUCCACUCGAUGGUUGAGGGGAGCGAGCUGAAGAAAAUCCGACCCAACUCCCGUGUUUAUCAGCGGUACUAUCUCCUUGAUGCCGGCCUCCAGGCUCUAUGCUGGGAGCCAUCCAAGAAGGAGUCAGACAAAGCUCGGAUCUCUCUCUCCUCUAUACGUGAGGUACGGACAGGUCGUAACACGGAGACCUUCCGCACCAGUGGAGUUUAUGACCAGAUUUCAGAGGACUGUGCAUUCUCCAUCAUCUAUGGAGACAUUUAUGAAAGCUUGGACCUGGUUGCCAACUCUGCAGAGGUGGCUAACAUUUGGGUUAUUGGCCUGAGGUAUCUGAUGCAGUAUGGGAAACAUACCCUCGACAUGCUUGCUAGCAGUCAGAACAGUCUUCGUCUUGGCUGGCUGGAGCAGUUGUUCUCCUCUGCUGCUAACCAGGACACACGGGGAGACGCGACAGAAGGGAUUCAUUUGGAAUUGGCUAUAAAGCUAAUACAAGGCGUGAACCCCGGGGUGAACAGUGGCAAAGUGGAGCACAGGUUUAAGGAGCUUCAAAGACUCAGAGAGAGGAUGUGCGAGCUUACGAUAGAUAACGGAUCUGGACUUGAAGACUACAGCGAAAACAAAAAGCUAACGGCAAGAAAUGAGCGGGUCACCAAGCAGGAGUUCGUUGAGGUCUUCCACGACUUUUGCACACGUCCUGAGAUCUAUUUUCUCCUGGUGCAGUUCUCCAGUAACAAAGAGUUCCUGGACACCAAAGACCUGAUGAGGUUCAUUGAGGCUGAGCAGGGCAUGGCUCAAGUGAGUGAGGAAACCAGCCUGAAACUCAUCCAGGCUCAUGAGCCAUCGGAGAAGGGGCGGGAGCAGGGAUACCUGUCAUUGGACGGCUUCACCAGCUACCUCACUUCGGCGGAGUGCCACCUCUUUGACCAAGAGCAUAGCAUCAUAUGCCAGGACAUGACUCAGCCUUUGUCUCACUAUUAUAUCAACUCGUCCCACAACACCUACCUCAUCGAAGACCAGUUUCGAGGCCCCUCGGAUAUCUCCGGCUACAUUCGUGCCCUCAAAAUGGGCUGCCGGUGCGUGGAGUUAGAUGUUUGGGAUGGUGCAGAUGAGGAGCCGCUAGUGUGUACUGGCCACAGCCUCUCCCCGCCGCUGUUGCUGCACUGUGUGUUAGAAGCAAUCAGAAGGUUUGCCUUCGCAGCAUCGGAGUACCCGUUAAUUCUGUGUGUUGAAAACCACUGUUCGCUUCGACAGCAGAAAGUGAUGUGGCAGCAUCUCAUGAGGAUUUUAGGGGAGAAGCUGUACACAGAUCCUCCAGAUGAAGAGGCUUCAUACCUUCCAUCCCCACAUGCCCUAAGACAUCGAAUACUAUUAAAGGGUAAAAAGCUAGUGCCGAGUUCUGAUGGGGAAGAUGGCGAGGUAAGUGAGGAGGAUGAAGGAGCAGAGAUGUGCCAGAAGAUAAAGGCAGUUAAUAGUGGAGGGGCAGCGCCUGGAGGAAGUGAGAAGGACACUGUGCAGAAAAUCGUUGUCACGUCUAGUCCUUCGAGCGUUCCCCCCAAACGUUUCCAACUGUUGAAGGAGCUCUCGGACUUAGUAAAUCUUUGCCAGUCUGUCACCUUUAUUGACUUUCCAACCUCGUCCAAAAGCCAAAAACCUUGGGAGGUGUGCUCUUUUCACGAGUCUUUAGCAGUGCGUCUUGCUAGCGAGAACCCCAGGGACUUUGUCAACCACAACAAGCACUUCUUGUCACGGGUGUACCCCAACCCUAUGCGUAUUGACUCGAGCAACAUGAACCCCCAGGACCUGUGGAAGUGCGGUUGCCAGAUGGUGUCAAUGAAUUUUCAGACAGCAGGACUGAUGAUGGACCUAAACACAGCCUGGUUCCGGCAGAAUGGGAACUGCGGUUACGUUCUGCGUCCGGCCAUCAUGCGGCAGGAGGUGUCUUACUUCAGCGCUGACACCAGAGACACGGUGCCUGGUGUGUCUCCGCAGCUGCUCCACGUGAAGGUCAUUAGCGGCCAGAAUCUGCCAAAGCCCAAAGGUUCUGGGGCUAAAGGGGACGUGGUGGACCCAUAUGUAUAUGUGGAGAUCCAUGGCAUCCCAGCCGACUGCACAGAGCGCCGCACUAGGACUGUGAGCCAGAAUGGAGACAACCCAAUCUUCGAUGAGAGCUUUGAGUUCCAGAUCAACCUGCCUGAGCUUGCUAUGGUUCGCUUUGUGGUGCUGGAUGAUGACUUUAUUGGGGAUGAAUUCAUAGGUCAGUAUACCAUACCUCUGGAGUGCCUCCAGCCUGGUUACCGACAUGUACCCCUGCAGUCUCUGACAGGAGAGGAACUCCCACACGCCAAGCUGUUCGUGCACGUGGCCCUUACCAAUCGCAGAGGUGGAGGAAAACCUCACAAAAGGGGUCUGUCAGUACGCAAGGCCCGAAAGGGGAGGGACUAUACAGCUCUGAGGGACUUGGGAAUUCGAGCAGUGGAUGAAGUUUUCAAAAUGGCUGCUCCUCUGCUGAGAGAAGCCACCGAUCUGAGGGGAAACAUGCAGAACUCAGUAGCAGUGUUCAGGGAGCUGUGUGGGGUGUCGGCUGUGGCUAACCUCAUGCAGUGCAUACUGGCUCUGAGCUCUAGAGUUUCAGAACCAGAGGGGAUGCCUUUACUACUGUUUGACCUGCGGGACCAGUACCCCACCCUGGAGCCCCAGGGGUCUUUGCCUGAUGUCCUCCGCCGGGUUGUCUCUACUUAUGAGAUGAUGGUCCAGGCGAGCAGAGCAGUGAUGGAGCUCUCAGAUGGAAUCCACGACAAGAUCCUGCAUAUACAGACAACAGCCAUGGAGUUUCACGAAAAACUGCAAAGCCUGGGUACGAAAGAGGGGCUGAAAGGUUCCAAGGUCAGCAGAGCAGUUGAGCGUUUCAGCUGGAACAUCACCAUCCUUAAGGGCCAGGCUGACCUGCUGAAACACGCCAAGGCUGAAGUCCUGGAGAACAUGAAGCAGGUCCGUGAUGCUGCUCUGGCUGGAAACCUCACCAAGGAGAGAGCCGGAUUAAGACGGGCAAGCUCCCAAACACGCAGAGGCCACAAUGAAAAACUUGCAAUGAGUACUAGAGGACAGUCGGCAUAGCAAGUAGAAAAAAAAAAAAGAGGGCACCUAGCUGCUGUGAAAAACUCUUUUCACUUCUGUGUGUGUCUGUG